Messenger RNA from Caenorhabditis remanei, 915 nucleotides. RefSeq lists its product as uncharacterized. NCBI's taxonomy places the organism in Eukaryota, Metazoa, Nematoda, Chromadorea, Rhabditida, Rhabditidae. The record is from RefSeq and is a predicted model, not a curated record. Bases 1 to 915 code for a protein of 304 amino acids. The transcript is spliced from 6 exons. Gene Ontology annotation, molecular function: sugar transmembrane transporter activity. Gene Ontology annotation, cellular component: membrane. Gene Ontology annotation, biological process: carbohydrate transport.
AUGUUAGAGGUGGUUCUGCAAGUGUUAUCCAUCAGUGCAAUCACCACCACAAUCGCGCUCUUCUUUUGUGGAAUACCAAUAUGUAUGCAAAUCCGUCGUCAAGGCGCCGUCGGCGACAUCUCCGGUGUCCCGUUCCUGAUGGGUGUUCUCGGAGGCUCGUUCUGGCUGCGUUACGGUCUUCUGAAAAUGGAUUACACCAUGAUUAUAGUCAAUGUGGUCGGCGUCAGUUUUAUGGCGUUCUACUGUGUGUUCUUCCUCGUCUAUUCACUUCCUAAGAAAACGUUCACAUUUCAACUGAUUCUCGUGGUGUCCAUGAUUAGCGGAAUGGUUGUGUGGAUGGCGGUGAAGCCGAAUCUCGACUACCUCGGCAUCAUUUGUAUGACAUUCAAUAUUAUGAAUUUCGGAGCGCCUCUAGCUGGAUUGGGAGUUGUCCUCAAGAACCGAGAGGUGUCAACACUGCCGCUGCCAAUGUGUGUCGCCAAUUUUCUGGUCUCUUCGCAAUGGUGUCUCUACGGAAAUUUGGUCGCCGAUAUUUAUAUUAUUAUCCCAAACGGAAUCGGAAUGUUCCUUGCCAUCGUGCAACUCUCCCUGUUCGUUGUCCUCCCAAUCCGUGAAAACGAGAAAAGUCCAUUGGAGAAACUGGCCAACUGGUUCACCGGUAGAUCAAAACUCGAGAAGAAGGAGAAGGAUCUCGAGGCUGGAGAAUGCUCUACGACACCACCUCCAUCACCUCAAAAAGUUGCGAAUUCGAUUGAUAUUGAUGAUGAUGCUGAAAGUGAAAUAAACGAGCGAUUCGAGAAGUUGAUGGCUGAAAGUAGUACUAGCGAUAGUCGACGUGGCAGUGGAGACUUCAUGGGCCGCCCGCCAUCGUAUAAGAGUAGAUCAUCAAGUGUUCCCGAUAUCUCGUCACUUUAG